This is a messenger RNA of Hyposmocoma kahamanoa, 768 nucleotides long. RefSeq lists its product as uncharacterized. The record is from RefSeq and is a predicted model, not a curated record. The coding region runs from base 1 to 768 and encodes 255 amino acids. Lineage: Eukaryota; Metazoa; Arthropoda; Insecta; Lepidoptera; Cosmopterigidae. The transcript has a single exon.
AUGGACGAAUCGAUUAUUCAGCAGUUCGCUGAUAUGAAGGAAGAAAUGAGAAAAAUUAUGUCUCUUUUUUCGACUACUCAAGGGAAAGAGAUUCUCACUACCUUACAGGAAAUUAAACAAUCGAAUCAAAACAUAGAGGCAUCGAUUUCGUUUCUAACGGCGCAAAAUGACGAAUUUAAAAAGAAAAUAGAGCAUUUGGAAAAUCAGGCAAAGGACGACAGACGUUACAUCGCAAUUUUAGAAAAUAAAAUGGAGGAUAUGCAGGUUUUGAGUCGCAAGGCAAACUUUGAAUUGAAAAAUGUACCAAAGAAAAAUAAUGAGACAAAAGAAGACCUUAUUGAGAUGGUUGUAUGCCUUUCUCAAAGUAUUGACUGCAAAAUUACUAGAUCAGAUAUUAGGGACAUAUAUAGAGUGCGAGGGAAACAACCUGAUAAAGUAAAUACGCCAAUUAUCAUUGAAACCGGAUCAACUUUACUUAAGACAGAUAUCCUGAAGAUGGGAAAAUCGUUUAAUAAAAGACACAAGGCUAAACUGUGCGCUAAACAUCUGGGAAUUAAAACACAGGAAGAUACCCCUGUGUUCUUAUCCGAACAUCUAACUGUAAAGGGAUCUCGUCUAUACUUCCUGGCUCGAGAUCUUUCAAAAUCUAAGGCCUACAAAUUUUGCUGGACUGCAUACGGAAAAAUUUAUGUACGGAAAAACGAAAAUACAUCGAUUAUUUCGAUUAAAAGUGAGGAACAAGUGCAUCAACUUCUACUAGAAGAAUGA